Molecule: messenger RNA, 2075 nt
Organism: Mirounga angustirostris (Northern elephant seal)
Lineage: Eukaryota; Metazoa; Chordata; Mammalia; Carnivora; Phocidae
Gene: S100A16
Product: S100 calcium binding protein A16
Exons: 3
Coding region: 184-495 (103 amino acids)
Cellular component (GO): nucleus; perinuclear region of cytoplasm
Molecular function (GO): calcium-dependent protein binding; calcium ion binding
Source: RefSeq, a predicted model, not a curated record
AGUAGACCCGCCUGUUCCCUUCAUAUCCUGUUAUUCAGAAGGCUGUAUCCGCUUGGACUGUGAGUGCCUUUUGUCCUGGUGUGAGGGGGUGAUGCAUGUGGCCUCUGUCGGCAGCUCUGUCUCCAGCUGGGGCAGAACCAGGCCUAGCUCCUCCUUAGGCCCCCCUAGGAGUGAGGCGGUGAGAUGGCAGACUGCUACACGGAGCUGGAGAAGGCGGUCGUGGUCCUGGUGGAAAACUUCUACAAGUACGUGCCUAAACACAGCCUGGUCAAGAACAAGAUCAGCAAGAGCAGCUUCCGGAAGAUGCUUCAGAAAGAGCUCAACCAUAUGCUGACGGACACGGGGAACCGAAAGGCUGCCGACAAGCUCAUCCAGAACCUGGACGCCAACCACGAUGGGCGCAUCAGCUUCGAUGAGUACUGGACCUUGAUAGGCGGCAUCACCAGCCCCAUUGCCAACCUCAUCCGCCAGCAGGAACAGCAGGACCGCAGCUAGAAGACCCUCCCACCUUCCCUUCAUGGCGCCGCCUGCCACCCAGCCCCUGGUGCACUUCCCAGGCUCCCCUCGGCCUCCUCCGCCCACCCAGGCUCCCAUCCUCGCUUCUCCCUCCAGAUCUUCUGCUGGCCCUUGCUGAACAGGGCAAAGGGCCCCUUUGUGAUGUCCCAGUCUGGGGGUGACUCCCUAGGGGUCUUAGUCCCUGGAGCCAGCAGGCUCUGGGGCCCCCUCUGAGUUUUCAAUGCUGUUUGGGGAGUUCCACGAGUUUCCUCGCCUGCUUAGCCCAUCAACCCUUCCAGCGGCUGAUGUUCUGCCUGAUUUGGAGUCUCUCCUGACCUCUGGAGGUCAGCUUGCUGCUUGAGGUCUUCCUGCUCCUGGCGGCAGCAGCAGACCUUUCCCCUUUCUCUCACCCCCUUUGCUGGGGAGAAAAGAUUCCCAGGGACUUCCCUCCAGCUGCCUCUGGGUCAGGGGACAGCUGAGCAGAGCUGGGCCCCCACCUUCCUACUCACUGAAGCGAUGGCAGUGAGGCUGGAUUUGGAGUCUGUACCCCUCGCCCAGGCCCAUUGUGAUGCUCAUUAAAGCCUUUCCGCUCCCUGGAACCUCCUCAUUCCUUGGUGGUCUUUGCCCUGGGGCCUGAGGCAAGGGAGACUCUCACCAGAGAGAGAAGCCAGAAUGCCUGGGUCUGGCAGGUGCUGUUAGCCCUAGGCCAGGAGCAAUCCCCAUCUGGCUCAGUGAAGGGUCGAAAGCCAUGUGUCACCAUCCCUGGGCCCUCACAGCCCCCAUUCAGACUCCUGUUCCACUUCUGGGCACACAGUGUGUCCCACUGGGCCUCUUUCCGGUUCCAUAAGAGGGCAGCCACAGCCCUCAGCCUUGACUCAUCCUCAUCAACAGAUUCUUCUAAUACCCAGAGAAGUUUGUGGGAUGGGAAAGUAAGGGUGAAGGAAAGGGGUGUGGGAGGCCAGAGCUGACCUGCGGCGGGCGGGGUGGGGGGACAAUGCUGGCUUCUCCCUGUUCUUGCUCUGGGUGAGCCAGAACCCCGACCCUCCGGAAGGCCAGCAAUAAAGGCAGGAAACCCAGCCAGCAGGCUGCAGAUCGAGGGUGUUCCACCUGGGAUGGUGUGUUCCGAAAUUUCAGACUUUUCCGAAGAUGCACAAGCAGGCAGUUUUAUUGAAAUCCAUUUACAGAUCCUCAAGUUUUUCAGAUAACCUGCUCAGGACAGGCCUGUAGUCACGGCGGUGAGCGGUCCCCUUCCGCAACUCCCCUUUACAGUGACCCCUCCCCAGUUACCCUUUGCCUGUCCUGAGGGUCACUGCGCUACCCUAAGUGGGGAAGAGCUUGUUCACAUUUCUUGAGGGGGGGUCUCUAUAUAUAAUUGUGGUAAAGGGGCGCCUGGGUGGCUCAGUCGUUAAGCGUCUGCCUUCGGCUCAGGUCGUGAUCCCAGGGUCCUGGAAUCGAGCCCCGCAAUCGGCUCCCUGCUCCGCGGGAGGCCUGCUUCUCCCUCUCCUAUUCCCCCCGCUUGUGUUCCCUCUCUCGCUGUGUCUCUCUGUCAAAUAAAUAAAUAAAAUCUUUAAAAAUAAUAA